Dicentrarchus labrax (European seabass) is the source of this 1204-nucleotide messenger RNA. RefSeq names its product myo-inositol oxygenase (gene miox). Gene Ontology annotation, biological process: inositol catabolic process. The transcript is spliced from 10 exons. The record is from RefSeq and is a predicted model, not a curated record. Bases 147 to 1007 code for a protein of 286 amino acids. Gene Ontology annotation, molecular function: iron ion binding; inositol oxygenase activity. Gene Ontology annotation, cellular component: cytoplasm. NCBI's taxonomy places the organism in Eukaryota, Metazoa, Chordata, Actinopteri, Moronidae.
ACUGGAUAUUGGUGUACACUUCAUGUGCCUGAGAGCAGGCUGAAAGCAUUACAGUUUAAACAGGCAGGGUAUAUAUAUGGGCAAGGAAGUGUUCAGUCAGCUCCAGAGGACCAACAAUCCACAACACAAGACUGCAUCUGUCAACCAUGAGGGUCAUCAGCAUCGGUCCAGACCCAUCUCUGACAUAUCGGCCAAAUCUGGAAAAGAAUGAAACCAAAGAGAAGGAAGAAUACAGAAACUUUGAGAGUGGAAGCCUAAUUGACCGUGUGUUCAACACAUACAAGCUGAUGCACACUAACCAGACGGUGGACUUUGUAAAACAAAGGCACUAUGAAUGGACGGGGUGCAACCACACUCGGAUGGGGAUGAUGGACACCAUCAUGUCCCUAGACCAGCUGGUGGACGAGUCUGAUCCUGAUGUGGACUUCCCCAACUCCUUCCACGCCUUCCAGACUGCUGAGGGCAUCCGCCAAGCACACCCAGACAAAGACUGGUUCCAGUUGGUGGGUCUGAUCCAUGAUGUUGGGAAGACAAUGGCUCUUUGGGAUGAACCCCAGUGGGCUGUAGUAGGCGACACCUUCCCAGUGGGCUGCAAGUUUCAAAACUCCAUUGUGUUCAGAGACAGUACCUUCCUGGAUAACCCAGAUGACAAAAAUCCCAGCUACAAAACUGAACAUGGCAUCUAUGAACCAAACUGUGGGCUCGACAGUGUGCUAAUGUCCUGGGGCCAUGAUGAGUAUCUCUACAGAGUUAUGAAGUUCAACAACUGCUCUAUCCCUGAGGAAGGGUUGUACAUGAUUCGCUUCCAUUCAUUCUACCCCUGGCACUCUCACGGAGACUACAUGCAUCUGUGCAAUGACAAAGACCUGCGCAUGCUGCCCUGGGUCCAAGAGUUCAACAAAUUUGACCUCUACACAAAAACCACCGACCUGCCUGACGUCGACAAGCUGAAGCCGUACUACCAGUCUCUGAUUGACAAGUACUGUCCUGGAAUACUGAAUUGGUGAACGAGACAACACAGAUAUGUUGUCAGAAAACAGCUGAUGCCUAUACACACAUAUUACUGAUCACUGAAUAUAUUUCUAUCAACUAUCUACUCAGAAUAUAACCUAAGUAACUGUAUAUCUUACACUGUUAUUAAAGAAACAUAUAUCAUGAUUGUUACACAUUUUCAACAAAAAUAAAUUCCAGAGAAGCCUUUCUA